Molecule: messenger RNA, 1746 nt
Organism: Galleria mellonella (greater wax moth)
Lineage: Eukaryota; Metazoa; Arthropoda; Insecta; Lepidoptera; Pyralidae
Exons: 2
Coding region: 1-1746 (581 amino acids)
Source: RefSeq, a predicted model, not a curated record
AUGUAUUCAGAUAUUAUUAAAGUGCUAACAGACGCCGCUUUACAAACUAGUUGUGUGUACGGUAAAUGUGUAAAAAAGAAUGUAAUCGGUUGGAACAGACAUGUCCGCGAUGCAUACAGGGAGGCCAAUCUUAAAUAUCAAAAAUGGAUCUUUUAUAAUAAACCACAGUGCGGGCCUGUAUAUAAAGAAAUGUGUUUAAGCAGGAAAAUUUAUAAAAGUAAAUUACGAUGGUGUCAAAAUCAUCAAGAGCAGAUUAAAAUGGAUAUCGUGGCUUCACAUCACAGAUCUAAGAAAUUUAAUAAAUUCUGGAAAUCAACAAAUAACAUCAAUAUAAGACCUGGUCUGCCUGCUCGUGUCGCGGACUGUAGCACACCUGAGAUGAUAGCAAAUAUGUUUAAAAAACAAUUUACAGUUGUUUCGCCAUUGGGACCAGCGCAAUCAACAAUAUACGCUGAAUGCGAUGGAAGUGAGGAUCUGCUUCGUUUUUCUAGCGCUGAAGUGGCAAAUGCCAUUCGAAUGAUGAAGCGGGGUAGGUCUCCCGGAUAUGAUGGACUCAGCAUAGAACAUCUCAAGUAUGCCGGAGUGCAUCUCCCGCGAGUUUUAUCAAUGUUCUUUUCCUUUUGCUUAAGUCAUGCGUAUUUACCCAUCAAAUUAAUUAAAACGGUGGUUGUGCCAAUUUUAAAAAAUAAAACUGGUGAUAUCUCGGACUGUAACAAUUAUAGACCUAUUUCACUGGCAACUGUUGUAUCUAAGGUGUUGGACAGUUUGCUUGACUCAUAUUUAAACAAACAUCUACAUUUACAUGAUGCUCAGUUCGGUUUCCGUCCUGGGCUAUCUACCGAAUUGGCAGUUCUGAGUCUUAAGCAUACUGUGCAGUACUAUACAAGCAGACAAACGCCGGUAUUUGCAUGUUUUCUGGAUCUUUCCAAGGCCUUUGAUCUUGUGUCUUAUGAUAUCCUCUGGGAAAAGCUUAAAGACAAUAACGUAUGUAGUAGACUUAUUAAUAUAUUGAAGUAUUGGUAUACCAAUCAGGUAAACAACGUUCGGUGGGGAAAUGCGCUUUCCGAGGAGUACAAGCUGGAAUGCGGAGUGAGGCAAGGUGGUUUAACCUCGCCCAAGCUCUUCAAUUUGUACAUAAAUGAUCUGAUUGUUGGACUCAGCAGUAGCCGUGUUGGAUGUCACGUAGAUAAUGUCUGUAUCAACAACAUUAGCUAUGCUGAUGACAUGGUGCUGCUGACUCCAACGAUUAGAGCCCUAAGACAGCUUAUGUAUAUGUGUGAGACGUACUCAGCGAGUCAUGGGCUAAAAUACAAUGUAAACAAGACAGAGUAUUUGAUAUUUAAGGCCAACGGUAAAUGUCCCACGCAUGUGCCCGAUAUCCAAUUACACGGAGCAAAUAUAAAAAGAGUGCAUAAAUUUAAAUACCUAGGGCACUAUGUUACUGAUGACCUUAAAGGUCAAACUGAUGUCGCAAGGGAGCGUAGGGCACUGGCUGUUAGAUGUAACAUGUUGGCUCGCAGGUUUGCCCGUUGUAGUGAAGAAGUAAAAAUCACACUCUUCAAAGCAUACUGCCAAACAUUCUACACGAGCAGUCUGUGGGUUAACUGCACACAGGCCUCACUCAGUGCCCUACGAAUCCAGUACAAUAAUAGUUUUAGAGUGCUGUUGGGGCUGCCUCGCUUUUGUAGCGCUUCUAGCAUGUUUGCUCAAUCUCGCGUAGAUGACUACUACGCUAUGCUGAUCUAG